This is a messenger RNA of Eruca vesicaria subsp. sativa (arugula), 1080 nucleotides long. Lineage: Eukaryota; Viridiplantae; Streptophyta; Magnoliopsida; Brassicales; Brassicaceae. The record is from the annotation of a GenBank genome assembly.
AUGGCGGAAGCACGAGUUGAGAUCUCAGAUCCAGAAACAGAGUUCUUCGCUUCAAACCAAGAAACCGGACACGAGUGGGAGCUUUACAAGGAGAACGUCAGACCUCUCAAGAGAGGACGCAAUGUUAAUCUCCUCAACCAAGCUCUCAAAUCUCACACAGAUCACCACUUAAGAAAGACUCUCAUCGAGAAACGAAGGAAGCUGAUUGAAGAUAUUGAAGAGUAUGAUGGUGAUGACCCUCUCUUUCCAUGGAUCCAGUGUAUAAAAUGGGUACAAGAGGCGUUUCCACCAGGUGGAGAGUGUUCGGGACUGUUAGUGAUAUACGAGCAAUGCGUUCGUAAGUUCUGGCACUCGGAGCGUUACAAGGAUGAUCUUCGUUAUCUCAAAGUUUGGUUGGAAUAUGCGGAGCAUUGUGCUGAUGCGGAAGUGAUUUAUAAGUUUCUGGAAGUUAAUGAGAUUGGAAAGACACAUGCUUUGUAUUACAUAGCUUAUGCUUUGCAUAUGGAGUUUAAGUCUAAGGUUAAAACGGCUAAUGAGAUCUUUAAUCUCGGAAUCUCUAGAAAUGCUAAGCCUAUUGAAAAGUUGAAUGAUGCUUACAAGAAGUUCAUGGUGAGAACUAUGAGAAGAUCCAAAACAGCUGAUGAAGAGCCUAAGGAGAAUGAUAUGCCGUCAAGAAGCUUUGGCACUGUGUUCUCAACGAAAGCACCUUUAUCUAUCUACGCAGACACUAAUCAGCAAGAGUCAGAAAAGCCAAAACCAGAGUAUGGUUCUUGGCUUAUGCUUGGAGGCAGAGCAGAGAGGAACAAAGAAAACAAUUCUUUACCUGGAAAAUGGAAAACAUUUAAGGUUCCUCAGAAACCCAUUGUGAGAACUCCUGCUUCCUCCUUUGAGGUUUUUGUGGACGAAGAAGAAGAAUGUACAGAAGAGGGAGGAGAGAAGAAGAAGAAGAAGACUGAAACCAACUCAUCAUCAUCAUCAAACGCUCUGCCGCUUAAUGAUGGCCGUGAGAUUAAGAAAGAAACAGAGCUGCUGCGUCAGGACCCUUUGAGACAUUUCCCACCCAACAGCUUCCUUAGAUGA